AUGGCCGACACACCCCUGGCUUCCCUGUCUCUGACACAUGUCCACUAUAAUCCCGAGGAUCCUUUAUCCUUAGUGUCGGCAUGGCUUGCUCUCCUUCCUCAGGCGCUGUGCGUCUCCUACGCCACUCUCAUCUGGUCAACUCGAGAGAUGGAAGUCAUUUUGAUGUUUGCUGGACAGCUGGGCUGUGAAGCAUUGAAUUUUGUGCUUAAGCGACUCAUUAAGGAAGAACGACCAAAGGAAAUGUUUGGUAAAGGCUACGGAAUGCCUUCAUCGCACUCUCAGUUCAUGGCCUUUUUCUCCGUCUACCUUACCCUCUUUCUCCUCGUCCGACACACCCCUGCCUAUGCUACCUCGUACCCAUUCCUGGGCACUUUACUCCGAGCUUUCGUCACCAUCGGUCUUCUGGCUGUUGCAGCUGGAGUUGCAGCUAGCCGCAUAUAUUUGAACUACCACACUACUCGUCAGGUCCUAGCGGGCUGCGGAGCUGGCGUGGUGUGUGCCUUUGGCUGGUUCACCAUCACUAGUCUUCUUCGUCGCCUGGGAUGGAUUAACUGGGCUGUGGAGAUGACUAUCUCUCGUUUGCUACGCGUUCGGGAUUUGGUAGUAAGCGAGGAUCUCGCCGAAGCUGGCUGGCAACGAUGGGAAGAUUUGCGAUUGAAGCGUCGCCGCAGUGGUUCCCGCAAGUCUGAGUAA
Penicillium malachiteum is the source of this 693-nucleotide messenger RNA. RefSeq names its product phosphatase PAP2 family protein. The transcript has 3 exons. The record is from RefSeq and is a predicted model, not a curated record. Gene Ontology annotation, biological process: protein N-linked glycosylation; lipid biosynthetic process. Gene Ontology annotation, cellular component: endoplasmic reticulum membrane; intracellular membrane-bounded organelle. Bases 1 to 693 code for a protein of 230 amino acids. Gene Ontology annotation, molecular function: dolichyldiphosphatase activity. Lineage: Eukaryota; Fungi; Ascomycota; Eurotiomycetes; Eurotiales; Aspergillaceae.